AUGCUGCAAUGGCUGGUUCCUCGCUUCUUACUUCCAAGUUUUACAUGGCCGGAUCGCAGUACGACGGUUCUAAGCCACCAAUUGCCUCCCAUUCCUAGGGCAUCUCAUCCGCUAGUCUGCCACUUCUGGGGCAUCGCCCAUAAGUACAUCAGACGAUUUUCCCGUUUAUAUUGUGACUGGGUCGGGAUCGAUUACGAUAAUCAAAUUGCUCAGCUUCCGUUCGGGCUCAUUCUAAAAUGGUCUGAUGGCACUCGGCUAGAGGAAGUUUUGGCUAUGCAAGCUGCUAGAAACGCAGGUCUUCCGGUGCCAAAGGUCAUCUGUUAUGGCGAACACCCCGACACCCCUCACGCGCCAGUUUCCAUCCUGAUGACGCGUGUUCCUGGCAAGGAAUUGGGGCAAAUCUACGAGACACUUGAUGAUGAGAAACACGCGGUGCUUCGACAACUUGAUCACUAUCUGAAAUUAAUCAGGAGUUGGAAAAGUCCAUGGGGAGAAAACAGGAUCUGCUCUGUCGUGGGCACGCCUCUUAGAAGUGUCCGAGUGCCCAACCACCGUGCAGGUCCAUUCGAGUCAGAAGAAGAGCUCAAUGAUUAUCUAAUAGAGCCCGCCUGGUCGGGAGGGUUUCCAUCGGAAACGGCUUAUAACGAUGCUUUGAAUCGUGCUAAAGGAAUGGCGAGAAUGCCCCACCGCAUUGUUUUCACACACGGUGAUCUACAGCACCAUAACAUCAUGGUUCAUGAGGGGCGUAUCACGGGUCUCCUAGAUUGGGAAUCAGCAGGCUGGUAUCCUGAAUAUUGGGAAUUCACAACGGCAAUGAGAUUUGCUCGAGAGGAUUUCUGGUGGUAUCACUUCGUGGCUGGGCUUGGUGGAAAGCUUUACUUGCCGGAGUUAGAUUGCGAGAGGGCAUUAACUUCCUUGACUAGUGCGUCUUAUUACUGGUGA
Molecule: messenger RNA, 942 nt
Organism: Aspergillus melleus
Lineage: Eukaryota; Fungi; Ascomycota; Eurotiomycetes; Eurotiales; Aspergillaceae
Exons: 1
Coding region: 1-942 (313 amino acids)
Source: RefSeq, a predicted model, not a curated record